Molecule: messenger RNA, 3801 nt
Organism: Macrobrachium nipponense
Lineage: Eukaryota; Metazoa; Arthropoda; Malacostraca; Decapoda; Palaemonidae
Gene: Gclm
Product: glutamate--cysteine ligase regulatory subunit-like
Exons: 5
Coding region: 189-953 (254 amino acids)
Biological process (GO): glutathione biosynthetic process
Cellular component (GO): glutamate-cysteine ligase complex
Molecular function (GO): enzyme regulator activity; glutamate-cysteine ligase catalytic subunit binding
Source: RefSeq, a predicted model, not a curated record
AGUCACGGUGAGCUGCUACUGACUGACUGAGACCCUGAAGGAGGCCCUGCCUGGACCCUGGGUAGGAAACGUACGGUAGUGUAGUCACUAGUCAGUGCGAGGUGCGCCUCUCUUACGGAUAGAGGUGAUAAAGUCUCGUUGGAGACUUGCGAGACGGAGACGUGAGGUGAGGAAAAAGUGACAGCAUAAUGACAACUCCAAAAGUCCGUAAGAUCGUUCUCACGACGAAUAAUAUCCUGGAGAUGGAAGAAUUGAUUCGGAAGGCAGGACAGACGACGACAGAGGAGUUACGGGGAAGUAUCAAAACCACACUUAACAACUGGGAUGGUUGCAAAGAUGAUGCUGAAAGUGGCGAAGUACUCAGAAUUCAACGAAGUAUAAAUAAUCAGCCAAGUGAAGAUGGAUCUUGGACUAAAACUACUGUAAAGCUUUUCUUGAGUAACAAUGAGUCAAGUCAGGUUGAAGAUGCCAUUAAAACAGUAAUAACUGGAUUACAACUGCCUAGAAUUGAUACUGUUAUUGUUACUCCACCUGAUGUUAGUGAUGAUGCAACUCUCCAGUAUUUAGAACCUGUAUGGCGAGCAUUAGAGGAGGCUGUGGCAAAUGGAACCGUUGUUGACAUUGGUUUGGCUGAUGUCUCAGCACGCCUUUUUAUGGAGUUGUAUGAAUGGGCAGAAGUGAAACCUUCAACAGUCCAAGUCAGUCUUUCAUCGUGUUGCAUGGUACCACCAGAACUGAAUUCCUUUGCUCAACAACAUGAUGUGCAGGUGCUUACCCACAGUGACCCAGCAGAAAUUGUGGAUGAAGACAUUGUUUCAACCAUUACCAGUCGGCUUGGAUUGCAAGGGGGCCAGUGUCAAAUUGAGUGGAUAGCAAGACAUAGAACCAUUCAGCAGUGUUUUGGUUUGGUUAGAGAUAAAGCUUACACUCUUGCACUUUCUUGCAAUGGCUAAAGAACCUCUAAACAUUCUUUAAUGUCAUUGUCAUAUCUCCUCACUCUGUGUUGUCUUGUUAAUUAGAUGAUAAUAGAGAAUUAAACUAUACUGUUAUUAACACAUAGGGUAAAUCCUUUAUGGUACUUUACAUUCUAACUCAAAACCUUAUUGCAUUUUCAUUUUAGCACUAGACUGAAGUUUCACCCUAGGGAGCCAUUGAUAAGGAUUUGUGUGUGCAUCUGCAUUUAAUUGCCUUUCAUAAGACUGAAAAGCACCUUAUAAUCUUUUGAGAAUAAUAAACUUCAGAAGGUUGUGCCUUGAGGUUGGGACAGUGCUAGACUGGGAAGUAUGCUGUAUCCGAAGUAACUUCUCACAUUCCGAUACCUUGUUGCCCAGUCUCACAUUUUGUGUGCUCUAUUUAUUCCAACUAAGUCAUUUGCACUAUUUUUUUUUUUCAAGUACACAAGAUCAGUUGUUAAAAGACAUUUCAAAUGUGAUGUUAUUUAAGUUUUUAUUUUCAUUCACCUCCUUCUUAAGUAUGAAGUCUUCACAGCAUAAGAAUUGUAGCUUUAUUCGUAUCUUAUAGAUUGUUGCCAGAUAAUAAAUGUAUUUUGUUGAUGUAUCAUAGACUAUAUUUAACUUUAUCUCAGAUACAUAUAUGCUUGAAGGGUUCAUUUUUGUUCUCUUUGCAUUCUGUAGAGGUUUUGGUAAAUAUUCAGUAUCCCACAUGUACUCUGAAAUACUUGUUUUCCAUUCAGGUACAUUUUUUAUUACUUUUUUUAGAAGUCUUACAUAGAAUAUAGUUCUAAUACCAGUAUUAUUUUAAUUAUAUCCAAUUAUUAUUAUUUGUAGAUUUUAUGAAUUUGGCAUAUCAUUGCCAUUGUUUUACGUAGGGUUACUUUUCUUUGUUAAAUAUUUGUAUAUUUAUUUUCAAGCUACUUUUAUUUUAGUUUUAUAAGUUUUGUAUUUAUGGGAUUAUAGUUAAAAUGAAGUUGGAUUAUCUGCCAAGUUCGUAAAUACAGAAUGAAUACAGUAUCAUUAAAGAGCUUUAGAUGUGUAUUGCACAAGACUCUAAUAGGCUUCACAAAUAUUGGUCUCUUUGUAAGCCAGUUUGACCACUAAUAGAUUUUUGUGAAAAAAAAAAAAAUUAUGCAUCAAAAGUGCAUGUUUAUGUUUUGACUUACAUGUGUAAGGUAACAUUGUAAGUUGAGAAUAUUAGUUUAACUUGCGUAAAGCUAAAUUUUUAAGAUGUUUUAAAGUUUUAUGCAAUGAUUAAUAACAGCACCUAAUCUUAAUAUAAGCAAUUAAUAAAAAACUGAGAUCCUUACCCUAAUGGCCUUACCUCUCUUAGAGCCAUUCAGAAGUUUCAAAUGAAGUUUGAUAAGGUGUGGUUUAAUGUGUCGGACUUGCUUGUGUAAAGAGCAUCAGUUUGGUUCUGUGAUCAACUCAUGUUAGCAAAAGAGUUAAGGAUUUGGAGGUAACUCCUGCAAGAUAAGGUUGCCUUAGGAUAUUUAGCACCAUAAUCUAGGAUUUUAGAGUCUGUGAUAUCAGUGAUACAAUAUGGAUUGAUAAAAUUGAUGCAGGAAAAUGCUUUAAGUUUUAUCUCUGCAUUAGUCAGUGGAAUGUAACUAGGUAGAUAUUUUGUUCCAAACUAUAAAAAAAGAGAGGAUUUUAUUGCUUUUGGAAUGUAAACAUGUAAAAUUGCCUCUUGCCAGGUAGACUGUCAGCUUCAUGUAAGUACAGUGUUUGAUUACCUGUUGGCUGUUUCAUGCAGGUCAUUGGAAGUUAUAUAUAAUUUUCGUUAUAAUUUCUUGGUAUUUGAAGAGUUCGUUUUAGAAUCUAGCCAUAUAUAUACCCUCAGCUGGUUUGGAAGAUUCUAAUAGUUUUUAAUUUUUUUUUUUAAUCAUAGAUCAUUGUGCUAGAAGGUGUUUUCUUUACUCUGUUCAUAUGACAGUUAGAUGUUCAUUGUUCAAGGGGAGCAUAUCUGUUUACCAAAUAUAGCGUAAUUUUUUGUUCUCCAAAACUAUAUUUUGAUUUCAGAUCAGAAUCCUUUGACCUUAUGAUAAGUGUUUCUCUCAGUAAUCAAGUACGUACAUACAUUGUGCAUCAAUGAUCUUUGAGAAUUUAAUGUAAAAUCUCUAAAUUGGGAAAUAUUCUGUCAAUAGGUAAUUGAUAAGUAGUAAUUUUUUUGUGGCUGAUAGCAAAAUGUGUAAAUUUUAUGUAGUGAACCCAUUCACUGUUUCAAAGUGUCAUAAUAGUCAUGAUUCCCAGUUAUGUGGGAAAAAAAUUAAAUCAAAGUUACUGUAUGUGUAUGGUAUGCAUAUUCUAGAUACCAAGGUUUUCAAAUAGGUUUAGAACAUUUAGUAGAUACUUUGAACUCAUGAAGUAGUACUUUAGGUUCAGUUCGUGAUAACGAUAAUUUGAGGUUCAGUGAAGAGAGAAAAAAAUUUAAAUAUGUAAAGUUUUAUCCUUAUAAAUAAUAUGAGUUAAUUAAUCAGACCACUAAAUCUUGUUUUCCUGUUCUCAUUGCUUUCUUGGAUGAUUUCCUGCUGAAUGUUGCCAAAAAUUGGAGCAGGAUUAUUUGAAAUAGUCAGAAGAGAGCAAAGGAAAAUAUAAAGUACUAAAAGAUAAAGUUUAUUAAUUGAGGACAGAAAGUUGCAGAAAAAACUGUGCUGCCUAACAUGCUCUUUGUUGGAAGUAUCCUUUUAUGAAAAUUAAUUUGAAGGUGUAAUUGAUAUCUCUCGUAUGUUACCAAGUAGGAUUGUUGAAGGUAUGAGAAUAAACUUGACCGUCCCCCAGGAUUAGAACUUGCCUUUGUAAGAUAGUUCAUAUGUCAGAACAUAUAUAGUAAAAGUCUCAUCUGGCA